CAACCGGAAGUCCGUUUGUUUAUAGACCGCUUUAGGACGCAGGUGUGGAACAAAUUUAUCUAAUUUUAGAAACAUGGAAAAUGAAGAUGAGAUCCAAAGUAACGGCACCAAAACGCUGCUCAUUCGCCACUUACCAGCUGAGCUCAGCCAGGAUGAGAAGGAGGACUUCCUGAAGUACUUUGGAGCCAAAUCAGUCAAAGUCUUCCCAAACUGGGGUCGUCUUAAACAUGCAGCGUUCGCAUCAUUUAAGAGCGAGAGGAUGGCUGCAAAGGCUCUCAGCAGGCUUCAUCAGCUAGAGGUUCUGAAUCAGACGCUUGUUGUGGAGUUUGCAAAAGGCCAAGAUGACGUCGUAGCUUUAAAGGACCCGCCAGUUUCAGACGGUCAUGUGAAAGAAGAGCGGAAGUUAAAGGAGAGCAAACAACCAAAUAUCCCGCUUAUAGAGACCGGUGUUGCACCUGAGCACGGGUUGAAGUUUCAAUCAAAUCCCACGUUGAAAUAUUUGUACCCUUCGCCAUCGAACAGCAUCCUGACCAACAUAACGCACGCCCUCCUGAGCGUGCCCAAGUUUUAUGUUCAAGUGCUUCAUCUGAUGAACAAGAUGAACUUACCGUGUCCGUUCGGUCCCGUCACGGCCAGACCGCCCCAGUUUAUUCCCCUGCCUCCUGCUCCCGCCAUACCCAUGCCCCCUCCCUUCCCUCCCGACUACCCCCCGUUACCGGAGGAGGAGAUGGAGCUGUCCAGCGGUGAAGAGUCGGAAUACGAGAGCGGCGAUGACGAGGACAAAGAGAGGAUUGCUCGUCUGAUGGGCCUGGUCAACCAAGCAUGCAAGAGACCACUGAGACCAAAAGCAGCUUCAAAAAGAAAGAAGCCCAAGAUCAAAGAUCUUCUUUACGCUCCCAAACCAGACUCUCAGAGUGCUCCCGUCCUGCAGCCGUCCGAUGUGUUCGAGCAGCCGAACGCCGCCGGGCCCAAGAAAAUUGAAUUCCACAUCUCGGUUCAGGACGUGGCAGCUGCUGUGGAAGGGAGUGGAUCUGCACAGCCUCACGAUGAAGACAAAACGGCCGAGCGUGUGGCGGCCCCCAGCAGUGGUCAGGAGGCGACGGUGGCCGAAGGCUUCGGGAAGCUUUACCCCAGCUCCCAGACGUCCCAGCAGCAGGAGGCGCAGAACGACGACGAGCAGGACGUCGUGUCGGACGUCGUCUCCAGGAAGGAGCUGGAGAAAGGGAGGCUGUCCAAAGAUGAGAUAAAGAGGAUGUCGGUGUUUAAGAACUACGAAGCUGGCGAGCCGACCUGCAGGCUGUAUGUGAAGAACAUCGCCAAGCAAGUGGAAGAGAAGGACCUGAGGUACAUCUACGAGAGAUACAUCAACCCUUCAUCGGAAGCAGAGAGGAACAUGUUUGACAUUGUGUUAAUGAAGGAGGGGCGGAUGAAAGGCCAGGCCUUCAUAGGACUCCCGAGUGAGCAGAGCGCAGAAAAAGCCCUGCGGGAAACCAACGGCUUCGUUCUCCACGACAAACCCCUCGUGGUCCAAUUCGCUCGAUCCGCAAGACCGAAACAAGAUACCACAGAUCAUAAGAAAGGUCCAAAGCAACGGUGAACAUAACGGAUACCAAGCCUUGAUAUUGUGGCCCUCCAGAACCAUAUGUAUCCUUAUUCCGAUAUAUCCUUUGGAGAA
Messenger RNA from Nematolebias whitei (Rio pearlfish), 1675 nucleotides. It is a transcript of the gene rnpc3, whose product is annotated as RNA-binding region (RNP1, RRM) containing 3. Gene Ontology annotation, cellular component: U12-type spliceosomal complex. Lineage: Eukaryota; Metazoa; Chordata; Actinopteri; Cyprinodontiformes; Rivulidae. The transcript is spliced from 16 exons. Bases 74 to 1597 code for a protein of 507 amino acids. Gene Ontology annotation, molecular function: pre-mRNA intronic binding; protein binding; U12 snRNA binding. The record is from RefSeq and is a predicted model, not a curated record. Gene Ontology annotation, biological process: mRNA splicing, via spliceosome.